Molecule: messenger RNA, 3217 nt
Organism: Papaver somniferum (opium poppy)
Lineage: Eukaryota; Viridiplantae; Streptophyta; Magnoliopsida; Ranunculales; Papaveraceae
Exons: 2
Coding region: 396-2654 (752 amino acids)
Source: RefSeq, a predicted model, not a curated record
AAUCCCAAAAUUCCUUUUAGUAUUUUCAGUUUCAAAAGAAAAACUUAGGUUUUAGAAGGAGUUUUUCACAAAACCCAAACAAAAAUAGGGUCUUGUUUUAAGGAACAACUCUUUAUCAGAUUUGGGUGGGAAACAAAACAUCAAAAUUCAGCGCGGUUAAAUGUUGAUUAUGAUGGAGCUAUGUUGAUGUCGGAAUUUAAAUUCUUCAUACCCUUAUACAAAUUAGGGUUCGAUUUAGGGUGACUUAAUUGGUCUUGUUGACUGAAGUUGAAAUUGGCGCGUUCAAAUAGUGGAAUGAUCUUAACUGCAGAGUUGGAUAUUGGUGAGUUAAAUACUGUUUGAUUCCGUGGUGAUUGAAUAACUGAGAGGCAGAAGUAGAAGGGAGGAGGAAGGAAAUGGAGUGUAAUAGAGAUGAAGCAGCACGAGCGAAACAAAUCGCUGAGAAGAAGUUUAGUGCAAAGGACAUUGCUGGUGCCAAAAAAUUUGCUACGAAAGCUCAAAACUUGUAUCCAGGACUUGAAGGCAUCUCCCAUAUGUUGUCAACAUUUGAUGUGUAUCUCUCAGCAGAGAACAAGGUGUAUGGGGAAGCCGAUUGGUAUGGUAUUCUUGGUGUGAGUCCGUAUUCAGAUGAAGAAACAGUGAAAAAACAAUACAGGAAAUUAGCUCUGUUGCUUCACCCAGACAAGAACAAAUCAGUAGGGGCAGAUGGGGCAUUUAAGCUCAUUUCAGAGGCAUGGAGUUUGUUGUCUGAUAAGACGAAAAGAGCAGCUUAUGAUCAGAAGAGGUUUCCGCCGAGAACAUCUCAUCAUAAAGUUCCAACCACUACUAGGGGUUCAUCGUUCACAGCUGCGAAUGGCUUUACGGACAAUAAAUCUUCGGAAGUAAGAUCACAUAAGAGUACAACUCAUGCCGGUCCCACAACUGUUCCUGCUCCUGCUCCUCUUCGACCAUCAAAACCCAAUACAUUUUGGACUUCUUGCAAUCGCUGCAAGAUGCAGUAUGAAUAUCUACGGGUUUAUCUGAAUCAUAACCUAUUGUGUCCCAAUUGCCAUGAACCCUUUUUGGCAAUAGAAGCACCAAAUCCUCCCACUAAUGGUUCAAAUUCAUCCACCUCUUGGUCCUUCUCCCAGCAGCAUCAAAAACAGAAUAAUCAGACGGAUAUUCACUUUGGUCCAGCAGCUGAUAUUGGUACAGCUGCGAAUAUGGCUCAGCAAGCCUAUGAGAAAUUAAAGAGAGAACGUGAUGAGGCUCAAGCAGCAGCUGUCAGAAGACAAGAAGCCCUCGGGAAGAAGAAAACUGUUUCCAAGAGACCAGUAAGCGGAUCUGGUCAAGACCUCCAGGGGGGAAAACCUGCAAAGAAAACAAAAAUCAUAGAUGGUGGGAAUUAUUAUGGAGGGAAUAUGGCUGAUCAAGUGGCCUUUGGAAGUGGUGGUGGGAAUUAUAAUACUUCAGGAUUUCAACCAGGCUGUUCUACAUCAGGAUGGCCCAAUGGGUUUUAUUAUACCAGUAAACCUAAUAGUACGAAAGAUUUGACACAGUUGGAACUUCGAAAUAUGUUGGUAGAAAAAAGCAAGAGAGAAAUUCGCAAGAAGUUAAGUGAAUGGAGCUUGAGCUCUGCGAACAAGGCCCAGGAGACGGGAGGAAAGAAAGAGGAAGAGAAACAGAAACAAAAACAACCAUUUCCAGUGCAUGGUGAUACACUUGAUGAGAAGAAAUCAGUUGAGUUGGAUACUAAGAAAGCAGUUCAGGAUAUGAAGGUCACACGUGAUGCAUCCUCUGUAGAUACAGAAGGUAAAACCCAUGAAUCCUUAGUUAUCAGUGUCCCUGAUCCAGAUUUUCAUGAUUUUGACAAGGAUAGAUCCGAAAAAUCAUUUGGGGAGAACCAGGUGUGGGCUGCAUAUGAUAAUGACGAUGGGAUGCCUCGUUACUAUGCCAUGGUUCAAAAAGUGAUCUCGCGGAGUCCAUUUAAGAUGCGUAUGAGUUGGCUCAAUGGCAAAUCCUGCAGUGAACUAGGGCCAAUAGACUGGGUUGGAUUGGGCUUCUCCAAAACUUGUGGGGAUUUCAGGGUUGGGAGAUAUGAAUUAAACAAAUCAGUGAACUUUUUUUCUCAUAGAGUUACAUGGACAAAAGGUGUACGUGGCGCUGUUCGAAUAGUUCCUAGGAAAGGUGAUAUUUGGGCUCUCUACUGUAACUGGUCCUCUGAUUGGGAUGGAUCUACUCCUGAAGAGGUCAUACAUAAAUAUGAAAUGGUGGAAGUGCUCGAUGAUUUUGAUGAGGAGCAAGGUAUUACUGUUACUCCUCUAGUUAAGGUUGCAGGUUUCAAGACUGUUUUCCAUCGGCACCUAGAUCCUGGGGAAGCAAGGAGAAUCCCAAGAGAAGAAAUGUUCCGGUUUUCGCAUCAGGUCCCUUCCUACAUGCUAACAGGUGAAGAGGCCCAAAAUGCCCCAAAGGGUUGCCAUGAGCUGGACCCAGCAGCCACCCCUGUGGAACUACUGCAGGUGAUGACUGAAGCCAAGAAAGAAGAGAAUGCGAUUUAUGCUGAAGUAGACAUAAGAGUAGAAACUGAGAAAGAAGUGAAAAUUGCUGAAAGUCGGACCAAACCAGGUUCUAGGAAAGAAAAUGUGGCAGAAAGUCCUGAAGGAAAACCCACAUAGCAACUUGUUUGUGAAUUUUGAAUUUUGUGCACCUGAUCUAAAAGAUUUGUUGUGCUAUAAGAUCAAACCAAUACUAAACCCUUUUAUUUCCGAGUCCUUUGGGUGUAUAAUCUAGGAAAUGCACAGUUCAGUUGAAAUUAAUUCUCAAUACACGAAGUUAUUCCAAGUCUUAAACUUCUCUGCAAAGUGAAGACACUUUAGAAGAUGAUGAGGUUACGUGGUCCUUCUGGGUUUCAAAUGUUGAAGGUCAGAUUCUCUAUUCUUAUCUGCUGCAGCUUCUGGCUUACAUCUAUAAGAUGACGACUACCGGUAGCUCAGUUUUUAGUUUUUUGCCUGUUGGAAAAUCUGACUUUCAACCAGAGCCAGAAUUGGUGAAUGUUAAUGCGCCCAUACACUGCUAAUCUUUCGUGUACCUUACAAUACUUGCAAUUUGGUUUUUGUAGAUUAGACAGUGAUGGUUGUGUCGCCAACACCCGUCUCAAGUUCUAAUUUUUAUUGGUUCUGAUUAUGAACCAGAAACACAAUUUGUUUUGGUUUCUUCAAUUUUUGCUUGAUUUGUGCUA